AUGAUCUGGUAUCAAAUCUUUCCUGAACGCUUCGCGAACGCGAAUCCAGGAAAUGACCCCAUCCAACGGAUCAGUUCCCUGUCUAGGUGGAAUCAUCCAUUUGACGAACCCACGAUCGAAGAAAUCGAGCGGCAGUGGUUCCUCCACCAAGGGGAGCCGGGGCUGUUCCGAUUCUCUCCCCACGCACAGGGCGGGAUGAUCGCGAAUGUCAUCACACAACGCCGCUAUGGUGGCGACCUCCAAGGCGUGCUGCAGCAUCUCGAUCAGCUUGUCGAACUGGGGGUUGACGGCAUCUACAUUUGCCCAAUCUUCACUUCGACAUCGCUCCACAAAUAUGAUGCCGCGGAUCAUCGCCAUAUUGACCCCACUCUUGCUCAUCCGGGAUCAGUUGAUCUAUCUCACCAACCCAGACUCGGAGAUCCUUCGGAUGAGAGUACUUGGGAAUGGACGCAAGCCGAUCGUUGGUUUAUAGAGGUUUUCAUCCCAGCUGUCCAUGAGCGUGGAUUGAAGCUCAUGCUCGAUGGUGUCUGGAAUCAUGUCGGCGUUGAUCAUUGGGCAUUCCGUGAUGUCCGCAUAAAUGGUGAAUCCUCCGCAUUCGCAGACUGGUUCGAUGUCCGCUUCAAUGACGUCGGCGAACUGAUCUGGUGGAAAUCCUGGAAUGGUGAGAACGGGCGUUUACCCGUGUUUUUACAGACUGAAACUGGUGAUUUAGCUCCUGGUCCAAAGGCACACAUGAUGGCCGUCACUCGACGAUGGAUGGACCCCAACGGCGACGGAGAUCCGUCGGAUGGCAUCGACGGAUGGAGGCUCGAUGUCGCCAACGAGAUCGGACGACCAUUCUGGAAAGAUUGGAGAUCAUUGGUCAAAGAUCUCAAUCCCGAUGCACUUAUCGUCGGAGAGAUCUGGCACGACGCACGCGAGUACUUUGACGGAAGGGCAUUUGAUUCGCAGAUGAACUACCCUGCCGCGUAUCCCGUAGCAGAUUGGCUGUCCAUCGGACACAUGAAAGGCGACACACGAUCACUCGCCGCUCGGCUCACAGAGGUCUAUACACACGAUCCGGAAACGGAUGCUUGCCAGCUCAAUCUGCUCGCAUCGCACGACACAGAGCGGAUUGUGUCACUAAUGCACAAUGAUCAUCAACGAUCAUUCGAUAAUGGUUCUCAUCCCUGGCAGAACACGGCUACAUAUGACCGCAACGCCGCGAGCGAUGACGCUCUGAUUCGAUCGCUCGUCGCGUACAUGCUCAUGAUCGCGAAUCCCGGCUCGCUGAUGAUCUACAACGGCGAUGAGUUCGCGAUGACUGGAGCAGAUGAUCCCGAUGAUCGCCGACCGAUCCCUGAAGAGUACUGGAACACCACAAAUCUUGACCCGAAAAGAACCUGGUACCACACCAAGCUGAGAGAGAUUCUUGAGCUUAACAAGGACCCGGCCCUUCACCCAUUCUUAACAAAUGGCUCCGCGCGAUGGGUCCCGAGCCUUGAUGCGAGAGGCAUCCGAGUUCUGCGAACAAUAAAUGGUCAAACGCUUGGUAUUGAUAUCGGACCUGCUGAUACCCAGUGGCAAUCCAGAAGCGGAACUCUCGCCAGCACUCCGAUCGAGAUCCGACUGAAUCUGGGCAAAACUGACUGGAAUGUUCGUAUCCAGAUCCGGAUUGAUUGUGCAUCUGAGCACAUCGCGUUUUUGAUAAGAACUGCAAUCGCACAACCAACGAUCGACGGGAUUUACGAUCCGGGAACUGAGAGCGGCUUCUACUCAGAUGUAAUCUGGGUUCAGAAUAAUGCCACCGGAUUCGGUGAUAACUCUGCUGGCUUGUUCGAAGGUGGCGAUUUCGGUAACCCAGAAGUGGUGGACACGGGUGUCGAAAUCAAGAUCCCACUCGCAUCGCUCGGCUUAAGCGGGACUGAAACCAUUCGUCUCGCAGGUUGGGUCAACUCUGGCGAUCGUACAUUUAAGUCCAACCAGAUCAUCGGCGAUCUUCCGAUCGAUACAGGCAACCUCGGCGGUGCGCAAGAUUUCAAUGACGCUCCGUUUGAUAUGACCACCCAGCACAUCGAGAUCGACCUCAGCACUGUUCCAUCAACUGGAGCAACAGUUGACGGCAGCUUGGGCGCUGACUCUUGGUCGCAGGAGUUCCUCCAAGGGAACUACACCGGAUUCGGUGACGAAACAGACGGCACUGAAGACGGAUCCGGCCCAAACGGUGGCGGCUCUGAAAUCGACGGCAUCUAUAUCACCAAGGAUGCAACCAAUCUGUACAUCUUCGUUGCUGGGAACCUUGAGAACAAUGGCAACGGCCUCGACCUGUACAUCGACACAGGCGCCGGCGGCGACAGCACACUCGGUAGCGGUUCCGGUGAUGGUGGAUUCAUCAUCUCCGGUCAAAACGGUUUGGAUUUCGACUCCGGCUUCGACGCAGACUAUGUCUUCUCUGUAGAUGCAUGGAAUGAUGACAUGGAUGAUGGCACCACCCCGAAUGUGCCUCGUGCCUUCUUCGGUCCGAUCGACAUGGACAUCGAUGACCUCGGCUCACUCGCAGGAUACGGCGCCGCAAAUGCAGGCUCACUCUCGGGUGGCGUGAUGAUGGCGAUCGACAACUCCAACACCCAAGGCGUCAUCGGAACUCAAUCUGAAUCCACUCCAGUUUCACCAGAUGCAAACUGGGCAUACGGAUCGGAACUUGACAACUGCCGCGUCUACAUCGAUGAAUCAAACGCAAAGCUGUAUGUGUUCAUCGGUGGCAACAUCCAGAACAACUACAACAAGUUUAAUAUGUUCUUCGAUGUUGCACCAGGUGGUCAGAAUGUCCUGCUCGACACCAAUGUUGACAUCAGCUUCAAUGGCCUCAAUGGCAUGUCAAAUAUUACCUUCGAUUCCGAUUUUGAGCCAGAUUACUGGAUCAAUGUCAACAACGGUGUAGACGGCGGCUCCGGUGACCUCAACAACUUUGCGGACUGUGCAACACUCCGCACCAACGGCGCCAACAUUGAUCCUGACUUUGGUGUGAUUACCGAUUACGGCGCCUUCUUUGGAGGCGAGGUCGGCGCCACCCCGAUCAUGGACUUCUCUGGUCCUCGCGUGGAUAUCCAAGACGGUGCACUUGGAUCGUUGUUUACAAACUAUGCUCCACGGAUCACAGCACUCGAUCCAUUUGAUCCGAUCCCAGGUCUUGUUCAAAUCUCUAUCGACAACUCAAAUGUCGCUGGCGUGACUGACACAACUGCGGACUCAGCUGCUGCAGCUGCUGUGAACACCGGUAUCGAGCUCUGCAUCGAUCUUGACGAGCUCGGCUGGGACGGCAGCCAGGAUCUGAAGAUGGGUGGCUGGAUCGCCAAUGACGGCUUCUGGUUCAUUUCGAACCAGGUGCUUGGUGGCAUCCCUGACAACUCUGAAAACAUUGGUAACCGCGAUUCUGACGAAGACGGAACCAAUGAUCUUGAUUUCAACAUGAUCGCUGGAAACCAGUACAUCAAUCUCACGAAUCCAGAUGUUGGGAAUCCUUGCCCGCCUGACUUUACCGGCGAAGGUGAUCUGAACUUCCUCGAUGUCUCUGCGUUCCUCGCGGCGUUCGCAAGCAUGGAUCCUGCUGCUGACUUCACUGGAGAAGGAUCCUUCAACUUCCUCGAUGUGUCAGCAUUCCUUUCCGCAUUCGCGGCAGGCUGUCCAUAA
Messenger RNA from Symbiodinium sp. CCMP2592, 3669 nucleotides. NCBI's taxonomy places the organism in Eukaryota, Dinophyceae, Suessiales, Symbiodiniaceae. The record is from the annotation of a GenBank genome assembly.